Molecule: messenger RNA, 1629 nt
Organism: Meloidogyne enterolobii
Lineage: Eukaryota; Metazoa; Nematoda; Chromadorea; Rhabditida; Meloidogynidae
Source: the annotation of a GenBank genome assembly
UUAUCUUUUUUCAGUGCAUUUUAAAAAAUGGUAGCUCGUGCUAAAUCGGGUUCUCCACCUAUUAAAAUUAUGAAAAAGAGUGAAAUUCAAUCUUCAAGUAAUUUUGUGGAAGAAACUGCGUUUGGCGAAAAUUUACAAAUUGGGUGUUUUGAUGAUACUUUCAAAAAAUUCUUCGCUUAUUCUGAUAGUGAUGUUAUUUAUUUUGAUGUUGAUAGCGGUGAAAGAAUACGAGUUUACAGGCAUAAUGGUUCUAUUGUUAUUGGUGUCUACUUUCAGGAUAAUUUGUUAUUAUCCUUUACUAAUUCACCACAUUAUUUUCUCUGGAAUGUGGAUACUGGGGAUCAAAUAGCUUCAAUUAACAUCCAACUUCCUUCUGAUCAAUUAGCUCUCUGGACGUAUAAUUUUGAUGGGAAAUAUUUUAUUCUUGCUCAAAGUAUAGAAAAUAAGAAAAAAUCACAAGUGAAAACGACGAGUUCUGUCAAUGAAAAUCAAGAAUCUUCCCUUUUCGAAAUUCUUCAGCUCAACACAACUCAAAAUUCUUCUCAAAAAUCAAAAGUUUCAACUCGUCUGGUUGCUCAACUAGAAAACACUCCUCCUUCAAAAGCUCAUUUAGCUGUUUAUUCUGGAUUUUUUGUAAAAUGUGAAAAAAGAAUUGUAAAAAUUUAUGCUUUUGGCGAGGAUGAUGAGGAAGAAAAUGAAGAUGAAAAUUUGGCAAAUGGUACAAAUGAAGAUGAAGAAAUGGAGGAGGAUGUAAAACGAGGUUCAAAUUCGGCUGUGAAAUUGCCUAAACGUCGUGAGUACCAUAUUGAUGCUAAAUUCGAUGUUGUUGAUCAAAACCUUGUUGAAUUUAAAGAAGUUGUUAUUGCUGGAAAUUCGUUGUAUGCUGUGUUGAAUAUUGGACGUGUUUAUUGCUGGACCGAUUUUACAACGAGAGGCUUGUCAACUUUCAAUCUUUCUCAUUUUACUUUGUCUGGGUAUGAACCAACAAUUUGUGUUUCGGAUAUUGGAACUUCAUUUAUAGGCUUUGGAAAUACACAACUUUACAAAUACAAUUUAACUGCUUCGAGUGGUGUUGGCAGAUGGAUUUCACAUGAACAUUUAUUACUUGAAUCACCACCGCGUUCUUUGCUGCUUUGUGGUGAUUUUACUAAAAUGGCUGUUUUGCUGAGGGAUAACACUCUUUGUUUUAUUAGUACGUCGCAAAUGCAAUUAAUUUCACGUGCAGAGGUUUUACACGUUUUGUGUCUUCCUGAACAAUACAAUACUGAAAAUUAUCGUUUUUCAAUUACUAAUGAUCCGGCAUUGGAAAACGAAUUAUUAUUUGUUGCAAAUGCACGGCUUGGUCAUAUUCAAUGGAUUGACCCUCUUUGUUGGCAAACUACUCGUAUUUUGGACAUUGCUGAAGAAAAUGGCCCUCCACCACAAGAUACUUUUAAUAUGCCUAAAUUUCAAUGGUUAAAUACUUAUUUGGUUUGUUUAAGUAUGCAAAUGCUUGUUAGUUGUGAAUCUAGUCGAGAUAAUACUGAAAAGGUUUUCGUUUUAAAUUUUAUUUUUUUGUUAUUUUCUGUUAUUUUGCCUUUAACGGGGCUAAAAUUGUGUUUAGCUUCUCCAGACAUGUCGCCAGGCUGA